This is a messenger RNA of Fusarium venenatum, 252 nucleotides long. RefSeq lists its product as uncharacterized. NCBI's taxonomy places the organism in Eukaryota, Fungi, Ascomycota, Sordariomycetes, Hypocreales, Nectriaceae. The record is from RefSeq and is a predicted model, not a curated record.
AUGUGCGGCAACUCGGAAUGUGGCUAUCAGCAGAGCUGCACAACGCAAGCUUCCCAGACACUACAAGGACUCGCCAAAGUGACUGUCAAAGUCUCCCUAGAGCGCAAGAACACAGGUAACAAGAAGGGAUUCAAGGACUGCUGGGAUGCUACAGGAGACAUCAUCGUUCAGUGUGUUCGAGGAAGUCAGCAAAUGAGUGGAAUAUGGGAAGCCAAUGGUCAGCUAUACCAAAUGAACGGCUGGUACGCUUGA